CCGCGGCCCGGCCCGGCCAAGCACCGCCUCCGCGGCGGGAUGCAGCCGCCGCCUCCCCGCGGGUGCAGGAUGGAACAUGAGGCUACCCAGCUAGAAAAGCAGCAUGUGCAUAGUGUGUAUGAAAAUACAGCUGCCUACUUUAGUGAUCUGCAGAGCAAAGCAUGGCCUCGUGUUCGAAACUUUCUGCUGGAGCAAAAGCCUGGCAGUCUCAUUGCUGACAUAGGUUGUGGAACUGGAAAAUAUCUCAGUGUCAACAGUCAGGUGUAUAAUCUCGGCUGUGAUUACUGUGCACCAUUGGUAGAGAUUGCAAGGAAGAAAGAUGAUGAAGUUCUGGUAUGUGACAACCUUAACCUUCCCUUCAGGGACCAGUGCUUCAAUGCAGUCAUUUCCAUUGGAGUGAUCCAUCAUUUUUCAACUAAACAAAGAAGAAUCAAAGCAAUAAAGGAAAUGGCGAGGGUACUGAUUCCCGGAGGCCAGAUGAUGAUUUAUGUUUGGGCUAUGGAACAAAAGAAUCGUCGCUUUGAGAAACAAGAUGUAUUUGUUCCUUGGAACAAGGCCUUGUGCUCACAGCAUUUUUCAGAAUCAAAUCAAUCUGGAGAUAAGGGUGAGUUUGUGCAUGCUGGUAAAAGCCAAGACAUACACCCUGCACAGCUCGUCAUCUCUGAUUGCAGCUACCAAACCAAUCUGCAGCCAGAAACUGAUUCAAAACAUUCCCACAAUACAGACCAUUGCUUUUCCAGAGCCUGCUGCAUGAAAAUUUCUGAAGAAGAAAACAGGUUUUACAGUGCUCUAGGAAGAUCUCUCCGCUCCUGGUUUUUCUCCAGAUCCCUUGAUGAAUCAGCCCUUAGAAAGCAAACUGACAAAAUGAAGCCUCUGAAGAACGAAGGAGAAUGGGCGAACAGUACCGUACCCAUCCAGCAUUCGCGACACUGCAGUUUGGAUUUAGGUCACCAUAGGGCGCUGUUAAAAGAACAAAGUUUAGACGACGAUGAUGUGUUCGUGGAAAGCCUGCCUCUCAAAAAACCGGAGUGGUCACCAGCCACAGAUGCACUGAAGGAUUUAAGUUUAAAUGGAGGACACCAGAGUGUAGCUCAGAGCAAGAGCGAAGAAGCUUCAUUUAUAAAUGGCCCAGUGGAAGACAGGGACCACAGCUGCAGCUGUAAUACAGAUGGUGCUGGUAAGUCUAAUGCCAGCAAGUUUUUCAAAAGAACUUCAACAACUGACUCCACUGACUCUGCAUUGGAUUCAGCAGUGUCUGUUGGGGACCAAACUGAUGCCAUGUUGGAUACAAAAGCCUUCAUGCGUUAUUAUCAUGUUUUUCGGGAAGGGGAACUGUGGUCUCUGGUAGAAGAGAAUGUGCCUGAGCUUCAGAUACUUUCUUCCUGCUAUGACCAUGGAAACUGGUGUGUUAUUGCAGAGAAAAGAGGAACAUAGCUGUAAAAAGAACAAAGCAGAAUGCAGUGACUGAGGAUUUUAAGCCGCUCCGUGUGUUCCAGUGAUUGUGCAGUGUGACAUGGAAUUUGUAUCUCAUGUAGCAGUGUACCAUUCAUUCCUGAGUUAUUAUCUCUCUGCCUAUUUAACUAUCUAAUGCAAGGUCUGUAUAUAGGAAUGUAAGUGGUAAACAAUAUUUAUGUUUUGUUAAACUUUUAUGAAAUCAGAACUGGAGAGUUUUUUAUUGCUUUUAGCAAAUAACUGUGUUUUUAAAUAUACUUUUCUAUUGAAAAAUAAAACCUUUUUAUAAGAGCAAGGAUCAGGGCAUCUUUUAUGAGAAACAUCCUCUCAGUAGAAAGUUUAGGCUUUGUUCUUCAAACGCUGACAAUGUGACACAUUACUCCCUGAAGUCCUAUAAAUAGAGACAUAGGCACAUUUAAAGACGUACUUGACUGCAUACUGCUAGAGUGCAUGCUGCAGAACUGGGAGCAGGCAUGGUCCCAGUGCUACUUAGUUUGGAGUAGAGUUGUUAAUGAGUAAAAUCUAUGUACAAAAGAAGCUCUGCAUAUUCUGUCAUUUGAGGCUUGUAUUUAGGAGUGAAGGACAGAGCAGAUUUUUAACAGUAUUUUUGAAAAGGAUUUAAUAUGUGUCUCAGGUGCAGGUCAAGUUUUAUAUGUUAGCUUUCGCAAAUACUUUAUCUUCAUUUCCUUUGUGGUAGUUUUUAAUUAACUGUGUAUAUAGAAGUCAGAGGGAUUCAUGAGAGUAUCAGUAUUAUUUAAAUGUUACAAAAUAUCAAAUAUUUGAGGCACUUACAUCUUUUUGAUAAGCCUGGAAAGCUAAGAUAAAACUAAUAAAAUUCCAGUGCAUAUCUGGUCAGCUGUCAUAUUUGCUCUCCUCAUUCGCUGACAUGAGAAUAUAUAUUAAAUAUUGUAGAUAGGAAAAGGAUACAAGUCCAGUUUGUAUAUAAAAUACAAAUUCCUGUCUUCUGCAGUUUAAAGGGUAUGACAGGUUUAAAGGGUACGACAUCAUAGGAGUAACUGAAACAUGGUGGGACAACUCAAAUGACCGGGGGCGGUUACAGGCUCUCCCGUAAGGACAGGCAGGGUAGAAGAGGUGGAGGAGUCGCACUCCACAUUAAGGAAAACCUUGAAUGUAUCAAAGUCAACUAUGGUGAUUGCGACUGGUCUAUCGAAUGCCUCUGGGUUAAAGUCAAAGGGGUCAUCUCCAAGCAGGACCCCACAGUGGGCAUCUGCUACUGACCUCCUAACCAUAAUGACAAUGCUGACGAAGUGAUUCUUGGGACACUAAAGCAAGCUUCUGGCCAACAGAACCUGGUCCUGAUGGGUGACUUCAACUACCCAGACAUCUGCUGGAAGGACAAUACGGCAGCUCGCAUGUCAUCCACCAAGUUCCUGGAACGCAUACAGGACUGUUUCCUGAUACAAAUGUUAGAUGUGCCAACCAGGAAUGAGGCGCUGCUGGACUUGCUGUUCACAGACUGAGAAAGCCGGCUUUGUAAUAUCUCGGUUAGUGACAGCCUUGGCUGCAGUGACCACAACAAUUUGGAGUUCGGGAUCCUGCUGAGUGUGCUGAAGGUCACCUCUAAGACAAGGGUUCUGGAUUUUAGAAGAGCAAACUUCAGUGCACUCAGGGCUCAGUUAGGAGGGAUUCAAUGGGAAGCUUCCACGGAAGACAAAGGAGCUAGUGAGUGCUGGGAGUUCUUCAAGAACUCUCUAUUGGAAACACAAAACCAGUUUAUCCCCUAUAAAGGAAAAGGAAGUAAGCGGAGCAAGAGACACCCUUGGCUCAACCAUGACCUCCUGGGUCUACUCAAAUACAAAAGGGAAACAUACCAGAGAUGGAGAAGUGGAGGAUUAUCUGUCGAGAGCUACAAGGGCAUUGCCAGAGCGUGCAGAGGUGCAGUUAGAAAAGCAAAAGCCCCACUCGAAUUAAAACUGGCUGUAGAUGUGAAAAAUAACAAGAAAGGGUUCUUCAGUUAUAUCAACCAUAAGCAGAAAAAGAAGGAAAACAUAGGCCCACUGUUAAACAGAAAAGGAGAGUCAGUCACCAACAAUGCAGAAAAGGCAGAGGUCCUCAACACUUUCUUAACCUCUGUCUUUACCAGCACUGUCGGUUCCCAGGCUUUGGGAACGAAAUUGCCGGUUGAUCCAAACACCGACGACCCAUCAGUGAAGGAAGAGUUAGUAUAUGAAUUACUACAGGAGCUUGACCCCUACAAAUCAAUGGGCCCUGACGCCGUCCACCCGAGGGUGUUGAGAAAGCUGGCUGACAUCAUCACAAGGCCACUUUCCAUAAUCUUUGAGAAGUCGUGGAGAACGGGGGAUGUCCCAGAGGACUGGAGUAAGGCAAAUGUUACCCCUAUCUACAAGAAGAGCUCAAGGGAGGAUCCGGGUAACUAUAGGCCCGUCAGCCUUACUUCAAUCCCUGGGAAAGUUAUGGAACGAAUCCUCCUGGGGGCCGUCACAAGUCAAUUGAAGCACGUGAUUGGGAAAAGCCAACAUGGCUUCACUAAAGGCAGAUCGUGCUUGACUGACCUGGUGGCCUUCUAUGACAAAGUGACUUGCCUGGUUGACAUGGGGCAGGCAGUGGACAUUGUCUACCUGGACUUCUCCAAGGCCUUUGAUACUGUCCCCCAUAGUCUCCUCCUGGAGAAAUUAAUGCGUUAUGGCCUAGACAAGUGGUCUGUGCAGUGGGUGGGGAACUGGCUGACAGGCCGCACCCAAAGGGUGGUGGUAAACAGCUCUUCUUCAAACUGGCAACCUGUCACAAGUGGAGUCCCCCAGGGAUCGAUAUUGGGCCCAAUGUUAUUCAGCAUCUUUAUAAGUGAUCUGGAUACCGGCAUCAAGUGUAGCCUGAUGAAGUUUGCUGAUGACACCAAGUUGAGUGGGGAAGUAGACACUCCAGAAGGGAGAGCUGGUUUUAGUCAGUGGUUUUAGUGUAGGGCACAUCUUCAGCUGGUGUGAUGUCGUGACCUUUAAUGGAGCUGCACAGAUUCACCCCAGAGAUCAACCUUUUUGAUACUGCAGUUUUAGAGACCCACGUAAUUAACGUGUCUGCCCUAUAAGUGAGCAAAUAACUUUGAGUACAAAGCACAGGAGCAAAAUACCAAACUCUUCCGGUCUAUGCUGCAUAAGUAGAUGGAUUUUGGGUUGUUCAGUAGACAGCCCUGAUGGUGCUGAGUAUUUUUAGAUGUAGCUGCCCAGGAGUAAUGGCCAUAUAGCAAUGUAUUAUAGAUUUAUUUACUGGAGCGGUGCCUGUAGAACAAUCAUCUUUGUCUUCAUCAUAAUUUGGGAUCCUUCUACUUUAUCCUUCCUGGGUCUGUAUCACUUGCACUCUUUUGAAAAGAAAAGUGUGGUCAAGAACCACAUGCCUGAGACUUUGGAAAUAUUAUUCCACUCUAAAUAUUACUUUCAAUACAGUCUGGGGCUGCGGUUCUCAGACACUGUGUCCAAGCCACACUUCAGAAAACUGGCAACAUUCCCUGCAUUGCUGGGACCAGCUGCUCAUGGCUGAGGGGCUGCUCUUGCUGCAUCCUCACGCUCCAGUUUUAGAUUGCAGCGACAGCAUGGAUCAUGCUGAGCUCCAUACCUCAUCUGCAGCAUGCUCGUGUUGGACUGAUGAGGCCUGCCUCAUUUGUUGGAAUUUCUGGAGGAGCUUGAGGAUCUUAGAAAACUCAGUUGUUCCCAGAUAAGAUAUGCCAGUGGGUAUUCAGCACCCCUGGAAUCUGAGCUGUAUUUAGGAAGGAGGUAGUUGAUUAUCAUCCUAUAUCCAGUUUUGAAAGUUCAUCCCUAAACUCCAGCAUGCAGAAACCCUAUUACACAUAUAUGAAACUAUUUAUAAAAAUUUAUGAACCUAAACUGACAGCUGGGUUUAGUUAACUGGGAGAAGGAACAUUAUAAUUUUGUUCUCUGUACUUCUGCAGUUUAUCUGUGGAGUAUUCAGUGUGUAGUCAAGCAGGCUGAUGAAAUCUGGGGUAAACUAAGACAGGAAAGGCUUCCAUUCUCUUUACAGCAGAGACUUACUGUCCUUGCAAGAGGCUGAAUCUGUGUUUCAGACUCCAGUGAAAACUUCCUGCUCUAUCAGCUGUAUGAAUAAGACCUGUCACCUCAGAGCCACUGAGGUACUUUAAACAGCUCAUGUAUUUGUAGGAUUUCCAUGCAUUGUUUGAUUUGAGAUUCUUGACUGAGGAUGCUUUUCAUUAUUAUUUAUUUCUGUAUUGGAUUUCCUCUUGUUUUGAGCUGAUGCCGUUAAGUUGCGUUACAUACAAGUUGGGAUUGUAUAGUUAUAAAUUCCUGGGAGAAGGAGAGGGGAGGUUUGGCAAACUGCUUUCUUUUCAAAUAUUCAGUUUUCCUCUGAGGAUGUAUAAUCACCAUGUAACAUAAUUUUUAUAGGCUGGGGAUCCGUCAGCUGGCUUCAUCAAUCUGAGGUUUGCACAGCAAGCCUUUAUUCCCAUGUGCAGUCUCCCAUCUAUUUAUGGAGGCUGCCUAGGUCUGUAAGAGCUUUAUCAUCUCAUAAAAAGCCAAAUUACCUCACUCAGAGCAUUGUGAAUGUCUGUUUUGAUUGGUUUGUCUUUUGAUGAGGCCCAUCUUAAGCAAAAUGUAAUUUACAGAGGAAUCCAUAUGAUCCCAGUCCAGCUUACAAACAUAGUUAAUAUGCUCAGAGAAGUGUGUAUACCAUUGAAAAGUCUAGAGUAAAUGAAUGAAUAAGUAAAUAAACUCCAGUUGUCCUUGCAUGCUAAAACUCUCAGCAAUGUCCGGAUUGCAAGAUCUGACUGUUGUAAGGUAAAAGGCAGAUGUGUUCUUAUAUUUCUUGACUGACGAGUGGGCAAUAUUCUCACCCCUGUUAUGCCAAUAACAAACCUGCUUCAGACUGCAGUGGGCUAGGAUUGCUCCUAAGCUGCUCAUCUAGCUUUAAGUGGCACACGUAGAAGUCUUGGUUACAUGAGAAAAGAUGCCCUGGUUUUUCACAAUUUAAUUUACUAGUAUCAUUCAGUCUGAACUGGCUAACCAAAAGCUGCUACCUUAUUAACUCCUACAGACUGUAAGCCAAAUGGACAAUUGCAAUAAAAAAAAGAUACAAUUGAACAGACUUAUUUUUGAAGGACUAAUACAAUUACAAUCUUUGAUAAAUGAUAUUUUGUCCUUUUUUAUUACAUGAAAAUAUUUAUAUUAGAAGUGCAGAAGUAUAAUUUUUUUGGUACUAAUGGUGACUAAUUUACUUUCUUCCAAGCUUAUGGUGAAGGAAUUUUAAAAGCACAGGUGAGGAAUGAAAGCUAUAGAUAUUUUAGCAGACUUUUUUCUGGUACAUAUUUAUAUACAUGUUACUUAUGUGCACAGUUUAAAUUGCUGAGUGAAGAGCUGUGUAUGUUCCACCAGCAGAAUACUGUUAGUGAACCACCUGGGUAGAUUCUGAAUAGAAAUAAUGGCUCUGAUCCUGUGUCCUCUCCGCCGUGUCAUGUCUCCAUCAGACUGUAUUCCUAUCACUGUUGGGCUGCAUUAGUAUUGACAUUGUGUUCAAUCUAUUGGUCUACCCACUUUCCUGCUCAGCACUUUUACAGGAUUUGUGUCUACUUUAGUACUCGAAGAAAAUGAAAUGUGUCAGUGUUAAAUAUAUAUAAUUGUAUAUCUCUCUUGUGAGUUCAGCAUUUCUUAUUCUUACAGUAUAAGAAUUCUGGCAGCUACCCAUGAUUUUUUCUCCCCUGCUGCUGGUCAAAACCAUGCUUAGUUACUGCUCUGUAAUCAAUUAUUUGUUCAUAUAUGGAACCUAUUCGCUAGUAUUUGACAAAAUAAAUCCUACUUGGUUAAAAUA
Phalacrocorax carbo (great cormorant) is the source of this 7260-nucleotide messenger RNA. Lineage: Eukaryota; Metazoa; Chordata; Aves; Suliformes; Phalacrocoracidae. The record is from RefSeq and is a predicted model, not a curated record.